Molecule: messenger RNA, 456 nt
Organism: Heterostelium album PN500
Lineage: Eukaryota; Evosea; Eumycetozoa; Acytosteliales; Acytosteliaceae
Exons: 3
Coding region: 1-456 (151 amino acids)
Source: RefSeq, a predicted model, not a curated record
AUGCGCAGUGAAAGUCUGAACUAUGAUCAGAGUUUAAUUUACUACUCAAACAACAACCGGGAUCACAUGCAAACACGUGCCACAGAGAAAAACAACAGCUACUCGAUAAUGGCGAAUACACCAUGUGGAUUCACAGAGUGUCCUGCAUCUGAUAGACAUGUAAUCUUCAGAUGGACGGAAGUUACAAAAUUAUGGUGGCCUACGAUAAGAAACAGUGUCAGAAGUCAAAAUCAAAGCUAUCCAACGGUGAUUUUCGUCGAUGAAAACGGUCAUGAUAAACCACCACCCGAAGGCAAAAUCACUAUAAAGACAAGUGAAAACGGUAAUAUUAAAUUGAUAAUAGAACCAAUCGAUAAAAACAAUGAUAAUAGCCAAGCAACAACAACAACGACAAAGAAUAUACAAUUUAAUUUUAAUAUAUUAUUUGUUUUAUUUGUACUCCUAUUAUAUUCAUAA